This is a messenger RNA of Daphnia pulex (common water flea), 715 nucleotides long. RefSeq lists its product as uncharacterized. The transcript is spliced from 4 exons. Lineage: Eukaryota; Metazoa; Arthropoda; Branchiopoda; Diplostraca; Daphniidae. The record is from RefSeq and is a predicted model, not a curated record. The coding region runs from base 112 to 678 and encodes 188 amino acids.
GUUCCGGUCAAUAUAGAAAGGUAUUUCCAGAUCGAAACUGGCUGUAUAUUUGGUUAGUUGUUGUUGUAUUCGCUUGAAGGGUCGACUUCUAGACAUCACCUUUUAGUUACCAUGGAACCAGAAAAUCCACCAAAAUAUUCGGAAAUUAUUCUGAACGUGCCGGACUUGCCGUCCGUGUCACCUACAGUGGUGCAGACUGGUUCCGCAGACAACCAACAAACUGGCGUUAAUAGGAAUCAACAUUUUCCGAAUUCGCCAUCGUUUUCCGCUCGUACUAAAACAAAUGACACUGGAGCUUCUUCCGUUCUUCCGCCAACAGGGCAGUCUGUCUUAUCAGACAGCAAUCAACAAUCCAGUGGGAAUAGAAACCCACAUUUCCCAAAUUCGCCAACCUUUCCAGCUUCCAGCCCUCCGAACAUGGUGACUGUUGUCAAUGUUGACAACAUUUCUACUCAGCCCGUUUAUCUACCCUCUACCCAACAGUACACUUAUAGCCAGCCCGUCGUUGGACAUAUCGGCGGUGUGUGCCCAUCGUGCAGGAUUGGUUAUCUUCAAGAGAAAUUCACUUGGUUCGGCUGGUGUUGUUGCUUUUUCUGCUUCCCUAUAGGUCUUAUUUGUCUGUUUACCGUGAAGGAGAGGGUUUGCUGCAAUUGCGGAAUAAUUGUAAGAGAUUGUUAAGGUGUUCGUAUUGAAUAAAAUUUGGUGUUACUAUCGA